Klebsormidium nitens is the source of this 987-nucleotide messenger RNA. The record is from the annotation of a GenBank genome assembly. Lineage: Eukaryota; Viridiplantae; Streptophyta; Klebsormidiophyceae; Klebsormidiales; Klebsormidiaceae.
CGAGAAAGCAAAUGUCGGCUCAGCGAGUAGCGCACAUCUAGGCUCAAGGGGUGGCACCACUGUGACCUGAGUUGUAUCCUAGAAGCACCACUCACCUGCAUCUAGAAGUACCUGAACGUGGAGGAGCUGCUUGAUGCAUGUUGUCAGGAUCCCUCUUCUGGUCGUCUUUGAAAGCACUAGCUAAUUGAGCGGUCCAUUUGAUCUGCACGUAUAGUCGCUGCCUGUGAUUGCAAGCUGGUGGACUUCUUGCAAUUGUUGGUGCCACUAUGUCGGAUUCCCAAGAGGUGGUCGCAGGUGCCGGAUGGGGUAAUCUUUCGCUAGAUGAACCUUCAUCACGUCCAAGUACAAGUUCAAAGCCUGCUACUGUUCCUAGUGAAAGUACUCGAGCUGCAGCAAUUGGUGGUCAAGGCCAGAUGCCCGAGUGCUCUAGAUGGAACUGCAUUUAUCCUGCCUACAUUGACAAGAAGAAGUCGUCGCAGCAGGGGCGGAGGGUGCUUGCUACCCUGGCUGCAGAGAAUCCACAGGCGUAUGAGAUUGCCGAUUGCUGCACGUACUUCAAAUUGCCAACAGUCCUUGAGUUGAACAAGAGCUACUCGAGAGACUUCCUUCAGCCUGGGAGAGUGAGGGUUCAGAUAAAGCGAGAAGACGGCUCGCCUGUGAACCCAGCAAUACCCAAUCGGAAGAAGUUGCUCGAGGAGGUGGCCAAGAUGGUGCCCAAGCACACGGGUAGGCAAAAGAAAGCGGCAGAACCGGCUGCAGGGGGCAGUACUUCUGGUGCAAAGUCCGGGAAAUCGGGAAAGAAAAAGAAGUAGAUGUUUUUGCUGUGAGGUCCUGAGUUGCUGUUGGAAAACCAAUCCUUUGCAGGGUACAGACCAACACGAGACAUGGUACUUCCUUUAUUGAGUGCAUGAUGACGUAGGUAAAUAGGGUCCGAAUUUCACUGUUCUCAACCUCAAUAUCUGUACCUUCCCUAAGGACAAACAAGCC